UUUUAUACAGUUGUUCGAGUGUUUUUGUUGGCGCUUUACAUAGUCCCUUAGUUUUCGAUCGCAUCCUUUCUGUAUCCUUUUAUAUACGCAAAAUAAUGAAAACUGUGGAUUAUUUGGAGAGGAAAUACCCAUGCCGCGGUGAUUUUAUUCACAGUCUCUACAAUUUGAUUUCGACUCCUGAUGAAGACUUUCCUCCAUCGAUCUACAUAAAUGGUCACACGGGAACUGGUAAAACAUCUAUUGUGAAAAACUUUCUUAAAAUUUGCAAACAGAAAAAUAAGAAAUACCAUGCCGUACAUGUCAAUUGUGUUGAAUGCUAUACCACCAAAAUUCUCUUCGAUCAUAUUUUGGAAGAGUUUGUUAGAACAGAGGUACGAUGUGAAACAUUCAAGGAUUUCGUCGAAACAUUGAGGCAGUUUGAUGUCGGUAGUGGAAAUGGUUAUGUAGUGGCUUUAGAUAAUGCCGAUCGAUUAAGGGACAUGGAAAGCAAUGUACUGCCAUCUCUUUUGAGACUUCAAGAAUUUACGGGUCUUAAUAUUUGUGUGCUUCUAAUAUCACAAAUUCCAUUGGAAAAGUACCACUGCAAGACUGGACUAACUGAACUAAUAACAUUGUAUUGUCCACAGUAUACAAAAUUGGAGACAUUGAAAAUUUUAAGCUAUAAUUAUGAAGAGACUAUUAAACUACUUAAGCUGCGGAUUAAAGAUCUCGAUGGAGGCUCAGAUCUGGAGAAAAAAUAUGUUAUAGUUGACCAAAUAACUCAGGAUUUUUUCAACAAUUAUCUUAAUGUAUUUCUAAGCGUUUUUUAUAAAGCUUGUCGUGAUGUGCCCGAAUUGAAAAUAACUGCAAGCAAGUACUUUGUGACCUACAUGGAACCAGUGUUAAGUGGCAGCGUCGAAAUGAACGAUGUUGCUAAACUAUGGCGCAAGAUUGUAACACCAUUGCGAUCAGCAUUGUCUCAAGUUUAUAUGCGCUUUGAUAAAACCCAAGACGAUGUUAUUUCGGAUCGUACAGAUGGACAUGUUGAGAACCAUAGUAUACGUAAAAUGGUUCAAGCCUUCGAACUUCCAUUCUAUGGGAAAUACUUGCUCAUAGCUGCUUUCUUGGCCAGUCACAACUCGGCCAAGGAGGACAAACGACUUUUUGUAAAACAUCAUGGAAAGCAACGAAAACGUAUGCAAACUGUUAACGCUAAGGCUAAGGUUGUGGAAAAAAUGUCUACCUCCCUGGGCCCAAAAUCAUUUAGUCUUGAUCGUUUGCUGGCAAUAUUUUAUGCUAUUCUCGAUGAGAAAGUUGGCUUAACUUGUAAUCUCUUAUCACAAAUCUCAACAUUAGUUCAUCUUAAGCUUUUGGGGUUUGUGAGUGGCGAGAAUAACAUAAUGGAUGGAUCUGCCCGUCUGCAAUGUACAGUUGGACUGGAGUUUAUUUUAUACAUUGGAAAAAUUGUUGGUUUUAAUGUUUAUCAGUAUUUAUGUGAUUUCUCUUGAAAUUCUUGUAAUAUUCAAUAAAAAGUUUUUUUUUGUAAUAUGUA
Messenger RNA from Stomoxys calcitrans (stable fly), 1531 nucleotides. RefSeq names its product origin recognition complex subunit 5 (gene Orc5). Gene Ontology annotation, molecular function: DNA replication origin binding. The record is from RefSeq and is a predicted model, not a curated record. Bases 96 to 1487 code for a protein of 463 amino acids. Gene Ontology annotation, biological process: DNA replication initiation; DNA replication. Lineage: Eukaryota; Metazoa; Arthropoda; Insecta; Diptera; Muscidae. The transcript has a single exon. Gene Ontology annotation, cellular component: nucleus; nuclear origin of replication recognition complex.